GUAUUUUAGUCAUUUACGGGUUUUUGGACUCUAGAAACUUCCACUCCCACAACGCUUGCUUGUUGCACAGUUGCUGCUCUCUUUCUUUACUCUCUCUGAGUCUGGGAAGAACUAGAACUAGGGUUUGUCCAAAAUCACCCAAAUUUCUAAAACCUUUGGAAAAGUUUUGAUCUUUGAUCACUUACCGAUGAAGCGAGGAAGUGAUUCCAGCGAGGACUCGAGCUCGGAUUACUUUGUAAUCCGACACAAUCCUCAACCUCUCACGAAGAGGAAGCAUGAAGAUGACGAAGAAAUCUCCGGUACGGAGGCGAUGCUGAGAAAGAGAAAGCAACUGAAGACGAGGAAGACAUUGUUGGAAGCUUCUUCUUCUGGUGCUUGUAAGAUGAACUGGACUAUCACCGAAGAGCUCCUCAUCCUCAAGGAAACCAAGGCUAGCUACAUGUCUGACUGGAAUGCGGUAUACGAUCGUAUCAGAGGUUCCAUGGAAUCGGAUUUCUCAAAGAGACAGCUACAAAAUAAGAUUGAAAAGAUGAAGUUGAGAUUCAGAGACUAUCAGACGAGAUCUAGUGCUGGAAAAAGACUCUCUUUUACUAAUGCUCAUGAUAAACAAGUCUUUAGAUUGUCAAUGGCCAUAUGGGGUGAAAUUGAAAACAACAAAACCAAAUCUGCUUCCAACGAGAACAUUAAUAUGGACCAAAGAAAGGUUUGGGUGAGUAACGCGACUGAUGAUGGUGAGAAAGACAAGUCUGAGGAUUUGAAUGUUCUGCAAGAGGCACUUGAGGUGGCGGCAUCGUUUCGGAGUUUAGGUAACCAUCAACAGAGAUCGCUGCUUCGGAAUUUGAAAAACCUUGGAGCUACACAAAGGAAAGAGCUAACCCACGAGUGGAAGGCAUUGCUCGCUCAGGACAUGCAAUUGGGUAUCAAGAAACAAAGUUUCUAUGCAAAGCUUGUUAACGCUGGCUUUUCUGCUUAACUCAACAACAACAAGGGAAACAAGUUCUGCUUUUGGAAUGUUAUUAUGAUGUUUUAGGUUAAUUUUCCUAUGUUCUGUUUAAGCCAAUCUCUUUGAACAGUUAAUUACAAAGGGCUUAUGACUUAUUUUUGGUAAGCGUAAGGGUAAUGGUGUCUGCUAUUUGGGGGCCGGAUCUGUGUGUGAGUGGGUAAAUCUCAUGGAAUAUGGUCUUGUGCUCAUAAUACACUCUUGUUUGAUGCAGUCA
Camelina sativa (false flax) is the source of this 1217-nucleotide messenger RNA. Its product is annotated as GLABROUS1 enhancer-binding protein-like 3. Gene Ontology annotation, cellular component: nucleus. The record is from RefSeq and is a predicted model, not a curated record. Lineage: Eukaryota; Viridiplantae; Streptophyta; Magnoliopsida; Brassicales; Brassicaceae. Gene Ontology annotation, biological process: regulation of DNA-templated transcription.